This is a messenger RNA of Gregarina niphandrodes, 3270 nucleotides long. Its product is annotated as putative transmembrane protein. The transcript is spliced from 3 exons. The record is from RefSeq and is a predicted model, not a curated record. Bases 1 to 3270 code for a protein of 1089 amino acids. NCBI's taxonomy places the organism in Eukaryota, Apicomplexa, Conoidasida, Eugregarinorida, Gregarinidae.
AUGUACUAUGGGCCCGGUCGGGAUCCUUAUUUGUUGUCUAAUUCGUUCCGUGAGACAAGCUUCUUCCGUUGGAUGGGUUCCCGGUUUUAUUCUGAUGUGACUCCGGUGCUACAGACGGGUCAAUGGUCACUGGAGAUGAGAAAAAUUAUCGCUGUAUUCCUCAUGGCCUCCAUAGGAGUGCUGCUGGUGCUUCUUAUGGUCCAAAUAAUACGGAAAAUAACCAGGUGGAAUUUUGGUCACGGAAGAAGAUGUGCCCUUGUUAUGGUGACUUUCGGUAGUGUUGGUUACGGCGUCUGGUUUGUUGUCAUGCAAGCAACUAAGCUGGAUGUUGAAGCUCCAGAGUGUGUUGCAGCCAAAGUAAUCUAUAAUAUUUAUUUUGGAUCGUUAAUCGAUACACCAAAUAUUGUGUCUUUGCACGACCCAGUUCCUAAGGCGCUGUAUACUGGGACGCGUGUGUCACACGAUAUUAAAAGUAAUGAUGAGAAGAAGAAUAGUGAUUAUAGUAGAGUAAUGAAAAUGGUAUCAGAACAGGGAUUGGAUGUCGGUGUUCGAAUAUUGGAAAAGUCCGAGAAGUUCCCAGGUCUGUCCGAAAUUGCACCCUUCAUGGAUUUAUUGACAGAUGCCUUCCAAGACCUGUUGGAGCGAAAUAUUAUUUACAACUCUCCUUUGGGGACUUUGAAGCUACCUUGGUCGCCGAUCUUGUAUACAGACCAUGCGCUGGCAGCCACUGAGUACGAGCUCUUUACGGACGAUGAUGGUGAACCAGUUACCUCACCUCUAUUACACCGACUAGCAGGCGGAAUCUACACCACCGGUGUCUGGGACUUCGGCUGGGUCUACAGACACCAGUUGCCCGUCGUGCAACUUUUCUCAAAGGAGAAGGUUCCGACCCAGGUUCAUGAUGCCCUCAAAGAAAUCAUUAACGCCGGUCAACAGUAUGUCAAUAAAGUCCGCAACAUCGAUAGUGCAGUCCUCAGCGUAGCUAACUUCCUCACUAGAUUCCUACUUGACCUCCUAGAUUUGAUCUACAAAAAAAACACACGAAUGCUAGACACCCGCUGUCUGGAUCCUGACUGCCCUACAUACCCUCCUGAGUCUACCACUGAUACCGCGUCUACCACUGAUACCGCGUUUACCACCGACAGUGCCGCCGACAGUGACAAUUCCCGGCGAUCUCUUAAUGGACGUCGUAUGGAUCAGGAUGCCAUUAGCCUGGCAGACGCCCAGAUAGACGAUAACUUUACCUUUCGCUUUCGAGAUUAUCUCCAGGCCCCGGGUUCGAAACCUAUCAUGUACAUCGUGGCCGUUUGCGUCAUUCUUGUCCCCCUGCUGCUGUUUGUCCAGGGCGUGAUCGCACUGUUCUACUACGGCACAUCUUUGCGACGAACGGGAAAUGCUUCCCGUAGAGCCGGGCAUAGAAGUGGCAGGAAUGGGGCUCGAACAAGCUUUACACGGCAAGUAUUACAAGACCCGCCGGAAGAUCGACUAGCUGAUAGAUUAAGCGUUAUUGAUGAAGAAGAGCUCCUGAACAGCUCAUCAGAUUCCAAUGAAUCCCCGAAUGGGAGACGUUCGUGUGCGAAACGUUCGUGUGCGAAACGUUCGUGUCCGGAAAAUGGUCGGUCUAAUUUUCUUGUCUGCUUUCGUACACCCGUCCGAUGUCUCGCAUACGUCAUACUUUUAAUCAAUGUAUCAUUGCUAGCUGGACUCGUAGUGCUCACAAUCUUCCUCUCAGGUCGCAUUUCUUCUUCUUGCCGGACCAUCAACAAUGAGCUCUUCAUCAAAGAUCGAUAUAAUUCGUACCCGUACCUUCGAAGCCUAGAUACCACUGAUAUAGAGGUGUGGAAAACAUGCAUGUAUAAUAACGCAACUGGGAACAUCCUUGCGAAUUAUUGGGAGCCAUGGAACAAAAGUUUCAAAACGUUCCAGAAUAUUUUGACGGAGAGCUUGGUGGUAUUCGGUCAAGAUAUAUUUAUGUGGUCGCCACAGCCGGUAUAUUCGGAUGAGUUCCGUUCAGCCAUUGAAGGGAUGGAUCCGGAGGAGUGGGCGUUGCCGGUUCCUGAUUUAGAAGGUUCGGAUGUCUAUCGGGCUGGUCCGCCCAUAGUGUGGGCAAGUUUUGAAAGCAAGUCAUUUGAAGACCUGAACGACCCAGUGAUUAAAGCUACAUUGACACAAUACUGGGACAAGUACUACGUCAAGUAUUACAACUCCACAUUCGGAGGCACUCGUCGUCUAGAAAGUCGCCAUGUCGGAGAUAGUCGUCGCCCCGGUCGCAGCGCGGCGGCGGGGGUGGUGCGACGUUUUUACGGACCAGGGGAGACGACUGCGUACAUGCGGAAGUUAGUUGGCUCGUGUGAAAGUGCACGAGUGUGUGUCGAAUGGGAUGUGGCUUGUAUCACCCGUUUGCUUGCGGCCCGGCGCGACCCGAUCGUGUUGGGCUACAGCUACAUGCCCGUGGAGUUAUUCACCACCAUCCGAAACAUGGGUCGUGGAUCAACGAACUGGGACCCAGUAACCGACGACGAAGGGACUGAUGACGACCAAGGAACUGAUGACGACCAAGGGGGCUCGGCCCCACGUCGGAUGCUGGGAGCGUUCCUGAAAACGGCGCCGCAACGGCAGUUGUUGCCUGCGCACAUGGGGGUGGCUAGCGAAGGGUUGCUGGACCUGUUGCGUUGCAUGCACGACUCCGCUGACGCGGCACGGACCGCAGAGUUCCUCUAUGCUAUGUAUAUCAGCGUGCCUAAAUCCAUCAUACUGCGACAGACAAAGAUGAAACGAGCCGCGAUUACUUAUAUGACCCGGAACGAACGUGUAGUAAGUCAGAACAAUCCGACCGGAUCGACAGGUACUGCGUCGUCGUCAACAGAAGUUAUGUACGAGGAGUCGGAGUUCAUUGAGCAGUGUUUGAUCGGGCAAUAUUGCAGUCCUUACCACUUACAAAACGGGUUGUACACAACACUAGGAUCGCGAUCAGCAUUUGUGAAGAAAUUGCGGCAGUCGAGUAUAGAUGCCAUGGACAUGGAUAACCAACUACUGGGCAAGAUCUUUAUGAGCUCCCUCUCCACCCAUAGUCCACCUCUACGCAUGUGGCAAAGCGCAGACGCUUUCCAGGCCCAACUUGACUGUCGUUUUGUGCGCGAUUCUAUUGUCGAUCUGCAUGGCUCGCUCUGCAACAGACUCGGUCCAAGCCUCACCCUCAUGGCCAUCCUCUGGACCGGUGCUGCGAUCCUCGCCCUACUCUCCUAUCUCACCGUCACCCUGUUUGGAUAA